AUGAGUCGAGACCAAGCAAAGCCCUAUGUGGAGGCGCUGGUGAAACGUGUGUUGGCCUCCUGGACGGGUUAUCAGCUGGCUUUGGCUAAUCAGUCAGCUGGUGGCGAAACCAAGGCCUUAAACUUGUUGUAAGUGGUUUGUUUCGAUAAGCUUUGAAAUUUUAUAUGGUAUUGUCGUUUGGAUGUUCCACAUCUCAUGUAGCCACGGGCCCCGAACAGGGUUUAAUCCGUUCUAAAAAACCGUUUUCCUAUUAAAUAAUUAGGGGUCUGAAAAGUUCCCGCGCUCUUUUCUCGAAGUUCUUAUAGUCUGGCGUUGUAUUGCAAACAUGGUUUGUAGUAAAGUAAGUGUGAAUGGGUAAGUAUUCAAAACAGCCUUUUUUUUGGGGUUCUGCUCGCGCGACUUUGGCCCCGGGGCCCGCGGAUUUCAGUUGACGGAAACCCGCACUUUAAUGCUUUGGCGCUCAUGAGAAUUGUAAGUUUUUGGCUGACUAAAUUAAUUACAUGGGCUAUAAGUCUCUCUCCUUCGAGGGCUAGUUUGUAUUCCUAAAAUUAUAUUCACUUUGGCCGCCCGUAAAUGAACCAAAAACGCCAUUAGAACUGAAUUUGGCCGUGGGGGCCGUCGAGUUUCCUCGUUUUUUGCACCGUCACUUGUUCCUCUCGUUCCCCGGCCUUUUGCAAAGUUUUUUCCCAGUAAAAUCCUUAUUAAGUAGGCAUUCAUUGACAUCAAAGAAGUGGUAAUCUGUUCCGGACUGGCGGUAUUAUAUAUACAUCUUCUAGCACUUUUUUACACUUUCAGGCUUCAUGACGAACUGGCUUUGUUGUUGUUGGAGACCAAAGAUCUGGAUAAGUAUGUGAUAGAAGACUGGCUGGACGAUGCCUUCAACGAUACCUUCAACCUUGUUCUGGAAGACGGAAGUGUCUCUGAGAUGAGUGAUAUUCUUGCUCAAGCUACGCAUCUUAUUCUUAAAGGAAAGUUGGAAGAGGCACAGAGUUUGGUAAACCGAUUACCCGAUGAAUCAACAGUUAAUCAGGCCAAAGAGCAAUCCAGGACAGUAGCCGACGAAGAGGAUGAGCAAGCAGAGAAUUCCGAUGACGGGGAAGAGAUGGAAGUAAGUGCGGGAUGUUUUUUUCAUUGAUAUGCAUAUUCGCUGAAUUUAUAUUCCCCAAAUUCGAUGAAUAGUGAAGUUUAAAUCCUAUAACACCCAUUACGAUCGUUUAAAUAUCUUUUUUAGACCGAAGAACCUGCGAAAACUAGAAAACCGAGAACCCAAAUAGAAGAGGACGGAUGGACGACGGUCUUGUCAUCGAAAAAGUGA
Bursaphelenchus xylophilus (pine wood nematode) is the source of this 1315-nucleotide messenger RNA. NCBI's taxonomy places the organism in Eukaryota, Metazoa, Nematoda, Chromadorea, Rhabditida, Aphelenchoididae. The record is from the annotation of a GenBank genome assembly.